This is a messenger RNA of Stylonychia lemnae, 2481 nucleotides long. The record is from the annotation of a GenBank genome assembly. NCBI's taxonomy places the organism in Eukaryota, Ciliophora, Spirotrichea, Sporadotrichida, Oxytrichidae.
AUGGAUACAAUAAUGCACCCAAAUAUAAUGAGCAAUAAUAACAUAAGCAACAUGAGAGCUCAAACAAGUCAUACAAUAAUAGGAAACUCGGCUCUAAGCAAACGAAAAAGAGUAGUAAUUAAUAUGACAAGAUCAAACUGGAAUACACAUUCAAAAUCUAAAAAUAAAGAAGAAGCAUUUGACCCACUCCUCCUUAAAAUACCUGACUUGGCUUUCUAUAAAGCUGCUAAAGGAGUAAGAAACUCACCUCCAGACAAAAAAACGAAUGAAACCAAUCCUUUGAGAAAUAAUAUUAAUUCUUCAGGUCAUUUCAGAAAGAGAACCUCUCAUCAAAGCACUUAGAGUGCAUAUAAUUAAAACAUAAAUGACUCUAACAGAGCCAUGAACUCUAUUGAGAGUAUACCCCAGCAAUCUAAUGUAUUAAUAAACAUGAAUUCUACCAAUAACUUAUUCAAAUCUUUGAAGCAUAUUUCAAACAUUGGCAUGAGACCAUAAACUACACAGAACAGUAAAAAACAUUACUAGGGUUUUGACGCUAAAAUAAUGAUGCACCACAGGAUAAAAUCCAAUAAUUCUAUAGAAGAGUAGUAAAACUUCAUAAAUGAGGAGGAUCCUAAUAAUACAAGCGAGUAAAAGAAGGAGUCACUUGCGGAAAAAGAGGUUAAAAUUAUUAAGAAAAAUUUCGUUAAAUUGCAUGAUCUUUGUGAGGAUGAUAAAUUAACUAUUGAUAAGUAAAAGUCUCAGAUAACUCAAUAUAAGUCCUAAUAUGCUGAACUGCUAAAGUAGUAUCGAGCUCUUUAAGAAGAGCUUAAAAGGUUGAGAUUUAGCUAUGGUGUCGAGGUUAGUGAGAAAAGAAAUGUAAUAACUGAAUUAGAAAAGUAGACUGAUAAAGCCAAUGCGAAUGAGAGAAAAAUAAUUCAGCUUCAGUCCUAUAUUUAAGAUUGCGAAAAGUAAAUCAUCAAACUUUCAAGUGACAACUUAGAAAUUAAAAUGAAAGAGGAAUAAACCAGAAACGAUGUGGGAGCAAUAAAAAAGAAUUUCGAGAAUCAUAUUGAGCAUUUGAAUGAAAAAAUGGAGAAAAUCAUAAAAGAUAAUGAGGAACUGGUCAGUUACAAAAACAAAGAAAUUCAAGAAAGAGACGAAACUAUCGAAUUUAAAAUUAAAGAGUUCAAUGAUCUGAUGACUAAAUACCAAGCUUGUGAGGAGAUAAUAAACAAUGCGAAAGGAUUUAAACCAGGUACCACUGACUUCGAUAGAAUGCAAGCAAGAAUUAACAGAUUGGAGAAUGACGUUGAUCUUUAUAAAAAGAUAAUCCAGAAAAAUGAGAGAGAUUUGAAAAAGAGAGAAGAGGAGUGGACCAAGGAGAGAUAAUAGCAUGAAUAAAACUAGGUGAAUCUGCUAGCUGAACUUAGAACUGUAAAGGAAGAUGGCUAGAAAAGAGAGUAGGAGCUACUUGAUGAUAUCAAAGAUAUGAAUGAAUAGUACCAUGAUGCUAGAACUUUGAAAGAAAAUCUAUAAGAACAUAUUGAUUUCAUAACGAAUGAGCUAAAAUUAGUGAAGGAAGUAAAUUAAACUUUUAGAGGUGAAAAUAAUAGGCUAGUUACAUAAUAUACUGACCUUGCUAGACAAUUUGAUGAUAUGAAGAUGAAUUAGUUUAAGAUAAACGAAACUAAUAUAAAACUGAAAAAGGAUAUUACAAAAAUGACAAGAGAGCUAGGCUAAGCAAAAGAAGACAAAGAUGUAGCUGAAAAUGAAUACUUAGUUAAGAUGUAGGAGAUGGCAGAACUUAGGAAUGGCAUAGGUCCUAAUGGUUAAAUAUCAAUGAAUGGACUUGCUGCUUUCCAUUUGAUUUCAGAGGAGGCUAAAGAGGCUUCACAGUCAGAAUUUAAAAGAAUAGUUCAUGAAUAGACCGUAUAAAUAGCAUAAGAGAAAUAGAAGUAAUCGGAACUACUUCAGUAAUAGGAAGAGUUAAGCCAAAGAUUAGAGAACUUAACACAUGAAAAGUUCAAUCUUGAAACUUAGAAGUAGGAGUUAUUGUAGCAGAUAGAUUAGAAUAAUUAAGACAUUAGAAGAAGAAAUGACUUUAUAUCCGAGAUUAAAGCUAAUAUAGAUAGCUUAAACUCCUUCUUAUUCAAGAUUGCAGAAAUUAUGCAAUGCUUAAGUUGCUUGACACAUAUUGACAGACCACUUAUGCUUUAAUGUGGCCAUUCAAUCUGUAGAGAUUGUGUGGCAAAACAUCUUCAUCCAUUUAAAAAGGAUGCGAUGGUGCUUUGUGAGAAGUGCACAGUCAGUACUGUAGCUAAAAAUCUCAAAAAUUCUAUCGUACUGGAUGACCUGUCCUUCUGUUUCUAUGAGAUACUGAAGAGCCUUAAAAAGAAUGCUCAGAUAUUUGAAACUAAGGGAAGAGCUUUUAGUAUUUUCGAUGAUUCAUAAGGUGCACAAAAGUAUAACUUACUCAUAAUGAAUACUAUAAAAUAAUGA